Messenger RNA from Nilaparvata lugens (brown planthopper), 3218 nucleotides. Its product is annotated as minor histocompatibility antigen H13. NCBI's taxonomy places the organism in Eukaryota, Metazoa, Arthropoda, Insecta, Hemiptera, Delphacidae. The transcript is spliced from 8 exons. The coding region runs from base 154 to 1302 and encodes 382 amino acids. Gene Ontology annotation, cellular component: lumenal side of endoplasmic reticulum membrane; membrane; cytoplasmic side of endoplasmic reticulum membrane. Gene Ontology annotation, biological process: membrane protein proteolysis. The record is from RefSeq and is a predicted model, not a curated record. Gene Ontology annotation, molecular function: aspartic endopeptidase activity, intramembrane cleaving.
AGGUCAGACUUGUCUUCGACUUCGACUCGUCUGUCUUCGUAUCAUCACUUGUUUUCGUGUCGUGGCGUAAAAUAAGCUAGACUAGUAUUUCAUUUCAACUUGUGUUUUUCAUAUUCUAUGUAAUAGUAAAAUUUUAGAAUAAAAGUUGUAAAAAUGGCAGAGGUUGAUAAAAUACCUUCCUCUUUAGAGGACAAUCUAGUUCAUAACGCAACUAAUGCCACGGCAAAAAUCCCGGCGACUCCUGAAGGAAUGGCUGUAGCUUAUGGAAGUUUGUUGAUCAUGGCUUUAUUACCAAUAUUUUUUGGAGCGUUUCGCUCUGUCAAACACCAAAAAGAACAAAAGGAAUCUGGUGAAAAACCUGAAACGAUGACACAAAAAGACGCCGCCAUGUUUCCUCUAAUAGCAAGUGCUGCUCUUUUCGGACUUUAUGUAUUUUUUCAGACUUUUUCCAAAGAAUACAUAAAUCUUCUAGUGACUGGAUAUUUCUUCUUCCUUGGAGUGCUCGCUCUUUGUCAUCUUAUGAGUCCUGUAAUAAGCUCACUGGUGCCUGCUGCCAUUCCUAACAUUCCGUUUCAUUUACGCUUUUCAAAAGGAAACGACGAAGAUAAGACUGAUGUCAUCGAUUACAAAUUCACAUCUCACGACAUUUUCUGUUUGAUUUGUUGCUCAGUUGUUGGAGCUUGGUAUUUGAAAGAGAAGCACUGGAUUGCUAACAAUCUGUUCGGCUUAGCUUUUGCUGUGAAUGGAGUUGAACUGCUCCAUUUGAAUAAUGUGGUCACUGGUUGCAUUCUAUUGGGAGGACUUUUCGUCUAUGACAUUUUUUGGGUUUUUGGCACAAAUGUGAUGGUGUUUGUUGCCAAAUCUUUCGAGGCGCCAAUUAAACUGGUGUUUCCGCAAGACAUAUUGGAGAAGGGAAUUGCAGCCAACAAUUUCGCUAUGCUUGGACUGGGAGACAUUGUUGUACCUGGCAUUUUCAUUGCACUUCUUCUCAGAUUCGAUAAUAGCUUACAAAGAAACUCGAAGACCUACUUCUAUUCGACGUUUAUCGCGUACAUCGCCGGCCUAGCUGUGACAAUGUUUGUGAUGCAUGUGUUCAAGCAUGCGCAGCCGGCUCUGCUGUACUUGGUGCCUGCUUGUCUGGGCACUCCAAUGAUCGUCGCUAUUCUCAAGGGAGACUUGACGGCCCUGUUUCAAUAUGAAGAUCAUCCGUCAGACGAGAAAUCCAUCAAAGAGCCUGCCAACUCCGAGGUCACAUCGGCUCCCACCACCAAGAUUCCUCUCAAAGUGAAAAAAGACAAAUAAACAUUUUCGGUGCUUGAUUUUGUGGAGUGUAAAGGAUAAAAUCGUCAAAGAUGUCUGGACGAACUCAGAUUUUAGACAAAAAUAUUUUACCUUACGCACAUGUUAAAAAAUGUAUGACUUCCAUUCAAAAGUUUUGAUGAACAAGGCUCUUGUUCUGAAUCCAUUCUGUGAUAAAUUAAUAUUCCAUCGAUUUUUUCCUUAUCAACUAUUACUAAUGUUUGCGAAUUAUAACUCAUAACACUUUCAUUGUCUGCCUCUUUAAACUUUCAGUUUGAAACAUAACAAUAAAUUUAUUCAUUCAUGAGUAUCCACACUCUCAUUUAGGAAUUUUUCCUAAUGUAAAAAAUCUCUUGUUUAAAUAUCGAAUGACCUAAGUUUCAAAAGAGCUAUUGACCUAAAUCUCAAAGGACACAAAAUCCUUGUAUUGAACCACAUACAAAACUCAGGUAUCACAUUUGGAUCAAAUAUUCCUUAUCAGUAAAAAUAUAUUUCGUAUUAAUAUAAUUAAUUAUAUUACAAUAUUGGUUGGUAUCUUAAAAUUGCUUAACCAAUUAAGAAAAUCUCCUCAAGCUCGUCUAUCAAACUCAUUCCGUUCAAAUAUUUAAUUUCGAUCCAAGGUUCGAAAAAUAUUCAUUUGUUUGAUAACAACCUUGAAUUUCUCAUUAGAAAUUAUUUCUGUACCAGAGUUACUUAGCCAAUAAUUAUUUUAUUUCUAUUAGCCUAAUUAUUUACAAAUAAGUCGAUUGUUUUAAUAGGAAAAUAUGUCAGUUAAUUAAUUUAAGAAAUAUUAAAGAUGUACCAAUAAUUCUAGAGAAAAUUACCAUCAGUGAUGGCAAUUGCUGAUCGAUCAAUUCCUGCUAUGCUACUUAAUUAAGUUCCAUCCAUCAAAACAAAUUAGAUCUUACAUAGAAAAUCACUUAGUAUAGAACUAAUUUGAUUUCCUCUUCCAACAUUACUUCAGUAUCAAUAAUUAUUCAAACCUGGAGUUGGGUUUUUAUGAUCUAAGGAAAAUGUGUCGAUUGGCCUAAAAUGUAAACUUGAUCUUGAACUUAAAUAUCACUAGACCUAGAUAAUCUUUCAGUACCACAAAAACAAUUGUAUUAUUCUGCAUUUGGAGUAUAUAAACAUGUUUAUUGUAUCUAUUCUCUACAGGGAAUAAUUAUCGACAUCCAGAAUAUUAUUAUAUCAAUUCAGUUGAUAUUUUCAUGUUCUAUUGAACUUUUAAUCUUGAAAGUAUUGUAGGCCUAUUGUCUGAAUUGUUGUAAUUCUUUGGUUUGAAUCAAUUCUGCCACUAUCAAGUUUGUCUGAAUUGUUGUAAUUCUUAGGUUUGAACCAAUUCUGCCAUUAUCAAGUAACAUUAUUUUGUUGAUGUGCAAUCCAAACAAUUCUAGUUAUACUAUUAUUUGUUACUAGUAGCCUAUUUUGUUAAUGUUUGUUACUAUGAUACAUUUCUGCAAGCCACUGAUCCUACAAUGAAUAGCAAUGUGUUUUCUAUGCCAAUCAUAUUCAUCUUCAAAAAUUGAGAAGUUAUUUUUUAUAGAGGAUAUUAACAGUUUUGAAGAACCUUUUCAUGUUUUUUUUGUUUUGUUUUAAAUAUGAUUGAAAUAAGAAUUUGUUUUAAUUGAAUUUUUGAAUUUGAUUUGAAAUCUAAUUUUUCAUUUAUUUGAAUAAGAAUUGUUUACUUGUAGAGAAGUUGGAAAUGUAACAAGAAAGAAUUGAAUCCUUAAUCGUGUUUUCUAACACAUUGGUAAUUUUUGAUUUUGUCAUAGUAUUUAUAAAGAAUUAUGAAUCUUUUUUUAUCGGAAUAAAAAAAAGAAACUAAAGAAAAUAAACUUCCAAUAUUGAUUUGUUGAUGACAACAGUAUCUCAAUAAACUUAAUGUGGUGAAAUUUAUCAUUAAACUAUUUUUUCUUUUU